AUGUUAAUCAAAGUGAAUACUCUCUCCAUGGAAACGUUUCUCUUGGGUGACAUAAACGCGAAUUACAACGUUAAAUCUUCUCAUAAAGAACUAAAAGAGAUAAUUACGUCUCAGGGAUUUUAUCAAAUAGUUGAAAAAGCCACACGAAUUACAGCUGAAACCAAAACGCUAAUCGAUGUUAUAUUGACCAACAAAAGAUCAAAUGUAAAAGUUACGGACGUCAUCCCAUUAAGUUUGAGCGAUCACGAUUGUGUUUUAUGUGUCAGAAAAAUUAAUCAUAAUAAAAUUCCACAUCGCACUAUCAAAUGCAGAAAUUAUGCGAAAGACAACCACGAAGAUUUUCAGGAAGACCUACGAUCACGUGACUGGUCCCGUUUGUAUAUGAUCACAAAUGUUAAUGCGGCUUGGCUUUACUUUAAACAGAUUCUUUUUCCGAUGUUAGAUAAACACGCUCCAAUCAUUGAAAAACGGGUGAAAGGUAAACGUUGCCCUUGGUUACCAAAUGACAUCAAGAAAGACAUGAACACUCGAGACCAGCUUCUCCGUAAAGCGAGAAAAUCCAACAAGGGAUCUGACUGGUCUGCAUAUAAAACAUUAAAAAAUCGUUGUAACAACAGAAUAAAAUAUGCUAGACAGAAGUAUCAUAGUGAUUUACUUUCUGAGAAUUGUAGAAGUCCUGCAAAAUUCUGGAAGUGUUUAAAAGAAAUCCUACCUCCGAAAAAUUCGAAAAAAUCACAACAAACUACGUCAAACGAUAGUUCCAGAAACACUGCAAGGGCAAAAAGUUUUUGUUAUUACUAUUCUACUGUUGCAGAAAAACUCAAACAAGCUGCAUUUCCAUUGCAAAAUUUCAUCUGGAAGAAACCUAAGCAGUACGACCGCAGAACUGACAAGACCUUUAAGUUUGAAUACGUUAGCAAACUGUUUGUAGAAAGAGAAUUACAAUCGUUGAAACGUAAAAAAGCUGCUGGAUGGGAUAAUCUGCCACCGGGUAUUUUGAAAGAUGCAGCGACAGUUCUGUCAGGCCCCCUUGCGCAUAUCAUUAAUCUAUCGCUACAAACUGCUACGGUCCCAACAGAAUGGAAAAUUGCCAAAGUAACUCCAAUUUACAAAGGAGGCGACACAAAAGAUUGUGGUAAUUUCCGCCCAAUAUCUGUAUUACCUGUUCUGUCCAAAAUACUGGAAAAAGCUGUACACAAACAACUUAUCGAUUAUCUGAGGUCGGUGCUUGCAUUGUAA
Molecule: messenger RNA, 1239 nt
Organism: Hydractinia symbiolongicarpus
Lineage: Eukaryota; Metazoa; Cnidaria; Hydrozoa; Anthoathecata; Hydractiniidae
Exons: 1
Coding region: 1-1239 (412 amino acids)
Source: RefSeq, a predicted model, not a curated record